Molecule: messenger RNA, 603 nt
Organism: Lycium barbarum (goji berry)
Lineage: Eukaryota; Viridiplantae; Streptophyta; Magnoliopsida; Solanales; Solanaceae
Exons: 3
Coding region: 1-603 (200 amino acids)
Biological process (GO): DNA integration
Molecular function (GO): nucleic acid binding
Source: RefSeq, a predicted model, not a curated record
AUGGCUAUGGAAGAAGAGGUGGCAGAACCAUCCUCAGGUUGGAGACUGUUCUUCGAUAGAGCAAUCAAUUACAAAGGAUCAGGCAUUAGCGCAGUGAUAAUAUCAAAAACAGGACAACACUAUCUGAUGGACGCAAAGCUCAACUUCAGAUACAAUGGUGCCAAUCUAAACAGCCAUUUGAUGAAGGACAUCUGUGAACAAUUCAAGAUCACCCACAGAAACUCUAUCGCUUAUCGGCCACAGAUGAAUGAAGCCGUAGAGGCUGCCAACAAGAACAUCAAGAGGAUCUUGAGAAAACUGAUCGACAACUACAAGAAUUGGCACAACCAGUUGCCUUAUGCUUUGUUGUGGUACAGAACGACGACCCGAACUUCCAUCGGGGCAACCCCAUAUCUCCUUCUCUAUGGUAUCGAAGCGGUCAUACCCGCAGAAGUGGAGAUCCUUUCACUCAGGAUCAUACAAGAGGCACAGCUAACUGAUGCAGAAUGGGUCAGAAAUCGCUAUGAGCAACUAGCCAUGAUAGAUGAAAAGAGAAUGGUGGCGGACAGCGAGCACGUCAUCAACUGGCUUACUCAUAGCAAAGGUGAAAGCAAAUUAAGCUAG